ACACCACCCUCCCGGCUGGCAUCCCCGAGUCGCCGCCUGCCCCGCCGCGCGGAGCUAGCGCCGCCUCCGAGGGGCGCCGGAGCCAUGACCCUCCGCCGACUCAGGAAGCUGCAGCAGAAAGAGGAGGCGGCGGCCGCCCCAGACCCUGCUGCCCCGGCCCCCGACUCGGAAGCUGCUCCAGCCCCUCCGACCCCGACCCCGGCCUCGGGCCCCCCUGCCGCAGCCGCCAGCCCUGGGACCCCCGGGGACGAGCUGUACGCGGCGCUGGAGGACUAUCACCCUGCCGAGCUGUAUCGCGCGCUCGCCGUGUCCGGGGGUACCCUGCCUCGCCGAAAGGGCUCAGGAGUGCGCUGGAAGAAUCUCAGCCAGAGUCCUGAACAGCAGCGGAAAGUGCUGACUUUGGAGAAGGAGGAGAACCAGACCUUCGGCUUUGAGAUCCAGACUUAUGGCCUUCACCACCGGGAGGAGCAGCGCGUGGAGAUGGUGACCUUUGUCUGCCGGGUUCAUGAGUCCAGCCCUGCCCAGCUGGCUGGGCUCACACCAGGGGACACCAUCGCUAGUGUCAACGGCCUGAACGUGGAAGGCAUCCGGCAUCGGGAAAUUGUUGACAUCAUUAAGGCGUCUGGCAACGUUCUCAGACUGGAAACUCUGUAUGGGACAUCAAUUCGGAAGGCGGAACUGGAGGCUCGUCUGCAGUACCUGAAGCAAACCCUGUAUGAGAAGUGGGGAGAAUACAGGUCCCUAAUGGUGCAGGAGCAGCGGCUGGUGCACGGCCUCGUGGUGAAGGACCCGAGCAUCUAUGACACGCUGGAGUCCGUGCGCUCCAGCCUGUACGGUGCGGGCCUGCUCCCGGGCUCACUGCCCUUCGGGCCUCUGCUGGCCGCCCCCGGGGGCUCCCGCGGCGGCGCGCGGCGGGCCGGGGUCGACGCGGAUGACGCCGUCUACCACACGUGCUUCUUCGGGGGCGCUGAACCGCCUGAGCCUCCGCCGCCCCCGCCCCCUGCGCGCGCGCACGGCCCGGGUCCCGCCGACGCUUCGGCCCCGGGGCCCCGGGCGGUGCUGAGCCGCAGCGCCAGCGUGCGGUGCGCGGGCCCCGGGGGCGGCGGCGGCGGCGGCGGCUGCGGCGGCGUGGGCGCGCCGAGCGCUCUCUGGACUGAGGCCCGCGAGCAGGCCCUGUGCGGCCCCGGCCUGCGCAAAACCAAGUACCGCAGCUUCCGCCGGCGGCUGCUCAAGUUCAUCCCCGGACUCAACCGCUCCCUGGAGGAGGAGGAGAGCCAGCUGUAGGGGCGGGGGCGGGCGGGGGAAGGUAUUUAUUUAUUUAUUCUUUCCAGCCAGUGCAAAAAGGGGGCGGGGGCGGGCGCCUGGCCGCGGAGACUCCGGGAGCCCGAGGCGGCGGGAGAGGGUCCUUGCCAGCCCCAGCUGGCUUGCCUUCCUGGCUGUGCAGAGUGGUGAAUGAACCCGAGCCCCAGGCCCCUUUACUCCUCCCCAAAACCACAGUGGGAGGUGGGCACGGGAGAACUAGGCGAGCUCGGGGUUGGGAGAGGUUCGGGGGCCAAAGAUGGGGCGUGCCAUCCUACAUCUGGGUCAGUAGUGCCUUGUGGGGUGUCCAAGAAAACCCCUUCUCCGGGUGAGAGGACCCUGUCCCACGAAGCCCUCUCCUCAGUUUUACUUGCUCCCCACCCUUGGCCUUGGGGAGAAAUGGCCUAUGCCCAGUCGUUUCCCCAUCCCCCGACAGACAUAGUUCCAGUUAACCAGCGCUGGUCCCCCUCCCUCCCAGCCUUGACCCCUAAGGGCUUGGCCCCUCCCAGGAGCCUGUAACUAAGUGGGGUCUUGCCCGGCAGGGGUCCUGCGUCCUCUGCCCCUUGGGGGACAGGAAUGGGCAUGUCUGGGGGGAUGGGGGCAGCACAGACUGUUCCACCGUUUUGCAUAUUGUUGCUUCUGAACCACAGACUGUAUAAAAUCGACGGUUUUUUGCAUCUGUGUCAGUGUGGUGACUGCCUGAGGGGGAGGAUUGGGCUCUGGGCUCGGGCAAGCUCUGACUCCACCACCCCGCCCCCCAGCGCGCGCGCACACACACACACACACACACACACACACACACACACACACUAUCUCUCUCUCUCUCUCUCUCUC
Messenger RNA from Physeter macrocephalus (sperm whale), 2133 nucleotides. It is a transcript of the gene TAMALIN, whose product is annotated as trafficking regulator and scaffold protein tamalin. NCBI's taxonomy places the organism in Eukaryota, Metazoa, Chordata, Mammalia, Artiodactyla, Physeteridae. The record is from RefSeq and is a predicted model, not a curated record. Gene Ontology annotation, biological process: signal transduction. Gene Ontology annotation, cellular component: plasma membrane. The transcript is spliced from 8 exons. Gene Ontology annotation, molecular function: protein binding. Bases 85 to 1284 code for a protein of 399 amino acids.